CGGUUGGUUUGUUGGAUCCGGGUCCUUACACUACGUCGAGUCGACCCGAUAUUGAUAUCAAUCAAACCCGUCCAAUCGUCGAUCGAGACGAUCAGAAACAGAGAGAUGGUGGUCAGACAGAGAGCAGUGGUGGCAACACUCCCUAACCUCAUUCGGAGCCUCCGAAAGGAAUGUCCAAAGCCCACGAACCAAGCGGUGUUGCCGUCGUUGAGACGCGCUUUCUCUCUCUACGAUCAGAUCAAUCUCAUCGACAACGUCCCCGAAGACCAGCUUCGCUUUCAAAGGUAUACGGACACGGGUUUCACCGUAAAUGGCGUGGAUUAUGAAGGCAGCUUGCUCUGUAUUGGGAACUUGCUAAUGUCUUGGGCCCCCAAGAAAUUCUCAGAGAUUACUCCAGAUAGCUUAUCUAUCUUCCAAACUGUGCGGACUAUACCCGAGAUUUUGAUACUUGGCUGUGGGAGGUACAUUGAGCCUGUAGUUCCUGAACUUAGGAGCUUCAUUCGGUCUACUGGCAUGAAGUUGGAAGUCCUUGACUCGAGAAAUGCUGCAUCAACUUACAACAUACUGAAUGAGGAGGGUCGGAUCGUGGCUGCUGCAUUUCUCCCAUAUGGGGUUUCCUCUUGAUGCCUAGAUCCAGCUCGUGAUGUUUGUUUUUUCAUUUUCAGCUUAUUUGGGAUGCAUUUGAGGGAAGAUAACUUUUGUUUUAUGUAAAUGAGGUCGAUUUGGAAUGUUGAUCUUUCUGCAUCUCUUGAGUCAUUUCCCCACUGGAAGUUUUGAUUUUUGAAGGACUUCUGCUCAAGUUGGCCUCGAGCUUUAAACUUUAAAGCAUUAUCUUUGACAUAUUGUCUUGAAUUUUCGGUGUAACUAAUUGAAUACACAACAUUGGUUUAUUUUUCUUGCA
Molecule: messenger RNA, 901 nt
Organism: Carya illinoinensis
Lineage: Eukaryota; Viridiplantae; Streptophyta; Magnoliopsida; Fagales; Juglandaceae
Product: NADH dehydrogenase [ubiquinone] 1 alpha subcomplex assembly factor 3
Exons: 5
Coding region: 106-624 (172 amino acids)
Biological process (GO): mitochondrial respiratory chain complex I assembly
Cellular component (GO): mitochondrial inner membrane
Source: RefSeq, a predicted model, not a curated record